Messenger RNA from Panonychus citri (citrus red mite), 970 nucleotides. RefSeq names its product ferrochelatase, mitochondrial-like. Gene Ontology annotation, biological process: heme biosynthetic process. The record is from RefSeq and is a predicted model, not a curated record. The coding region runs from base 527 to 850 and encodes 107 amino acids. The transcript is spliced from 4 exons. Gene Ontology annotation, molecular function: protoporphyrin ferrochelatase activity. Lineage: Eukaryota; Metazoa; Arthropoda; Arachnida; Trombidiformes; Tetranychidae.
GGUUUUAAAAACCUGGUUUUUACUCUUUAGGUUAUUUUUGAAUAUCAAAACAUCUCCUAUUCUUGUUCAUCUGAUGAAUCAUCAGUGAUGAUAAAUUGUGCCUACGCAGCCUACCUAAAAGCGCCUCUCUCAAGAAUUUAACUAAAUCUGUAGACCUCAUCACCUUUAGACAGUCUCUCUCGAGCUCCCUUCAAUUAUCAUGUAGUCCAUUCAACAAAACCAAAGCCGUUCCUCAUGGUUGACUCAAAAUGACCGACAGUCAAAUUGUCAUUCAAUCGACUUGCCUGUAAUCACUCCUCUGUCAAUGUUUGUCACGCUGAUUCAGGUACGUUUCAUCAGACUCAUCUUCAUCCGCAAUCAGUUCAAUCGCCAGCGGAUUUACCUAUUGGUCCUUCACCAGCACCUUUAUAUUCAUUAAGUUCACUAUCCACAUCUUCAUUAACAUCAUUAUCAUUAUCACCAAUUCCACCAUCACAUCCCUUUCAUCUUCAUCAACAUUGUUUCAAUUUUAUGCCAUGACAUUUUUAUGCUCAACAUGGGAGGACCUAAGAAUUCAGAGGAAGUCGAACCGUUUUUGACCAAAUUGUUUCUUGAUCGUGAUAUUAUGACUCUUCCAAUUAAAUUAGGUCCAUGGAUCGUCAAGAGACAAGCACCCAAAGUUGCUAAAAAAUAUAAUCAAAUCGGGAGUGGAUCACCAAUCAGAGACUGGACUGGUGAACAGGGAUCUUUAAUGACCAAAAUUUUAGAUGAAAUAAGUCCAGAAAAGGGUCCUCAUAGACAUUAUAUCGGAUUCCGCUAUGCUAACCCUUUAACUGAGGACACGAUCACUCAAGUGGAAAGUGAUUCAUGAUCCAUUGAUCCAUCAUGAUUAAUUCCAUGUAUCAGAAUAAUUUCUUUGGUAACUCCUUCUCAUCAUUUUCUGGUUGGAAAAGGAAAGAACAAUUUAUUUCCAGUUCUUUUCAAUCGGAGA